Messenger RNA from Colossoma macropomum (tambaqui), 3870 nucleotides. Its product is annotated as trichohyalin-like. The transcript has 14 exons. The record is from RefSeq and is a predicted model, not a curated record. Gene Ontology annotation, molecular function: GTP binding. The coding region runs from base 229 to 2916 and encodes 895 amino acids. Lineage: Eukaryota; Metazoa; Chordata; Actinopteri; Characiformes; Serrasalmidae.
UAGUCGCUGCUUCUUCCGCUCUGGACGCUGAAGUGGAGAGUUGUGUGUGAGAUUAGUGGAGAGUUUAAACUCGGUCUUAUUAUUAUGGAUCUGCUGUUAUAGACAAAAACCUGAUAUGAACUGAUUUAAAAUGUGGACAUAUUUCACCACCAGCAGCGAUAUGACUGUAUGAAGAACAGAGAAGGAUUGUAUUAGUGUGAAUCUGUAGGAGGAGAUAAAGAGAUAAAAAUGGCGGCUGCAAGAAACAAGUUUAAACUCUUUGGACCCCGUGAUGAUGAAGAGUAUAAGUUUGGAUCUGCUCUCACUCUCUCCUGUCACCUGUCUCCUGAAAUCAGUGCUGUUUCCAUGGAGAUCAGGUGGUUUAAGGAGACGGACUGUGUUUGUCUCUAUAAGAACAGACAGGUGACAGAGGGGAGGGGCUACGAAGGCAGAGUGAGUCUGUUCACUCAGGAGCUGCAGAGAGGAAACGUCUCUUUACAGAUUAGAGACUGUAGAGAGUCAGAUGAAGGAGAUUAUCUGUGUCAGGUCACCAAUGGAGACACAACAGAGGAGUGUACAGUAGGAGUAAGACGAGAGAAGAGAGGUCAUUCUGGAAGAAAUGACAGAGAUGAAGUACAAGUUGAAGCAGCAUCUGGGAGUGUAACAGACCAUCUGCAAACUGAAGCUGCAUCUGAGAGUGAGACAUCCAGAGAAGAAGGAAGAAACAUGAUUUCCCAUUGGGCAGUGGCUACUGCACUGGUAAGUUCAGAAAUAUGUUCACUCCUCCUUCUGAUGACUAGCUGUUUUAAUAGAUGUUUAUAUAUUCGUGCGGCGGGAAACUCAUUGGGCGCGGCUACCGGAGUGUUGCCUUCACUGACAGAAGCACAGAGAGUUCUGGGAGUCUUUGUUUUUCAGAGUGACAGUAAAUGGACAGAAGAGGAGAGACUGAAAAUGGAGGAAUCUGCUCUGCUGACCGAGUUAUCAGCAGAAGCCAAACGUUAUAAAGAUAAAGAGAGCAUUUUAUUGGAGAGAAUUGCACAGCUGAUGGAGAAAGACAAACAAAUUCAAGAGAAAGAAAAACUUCUGACAAUAAACACAGAGACACUUCAUAUAAAGGACAAGAUGCUGGAAGAGAAAGAAACACUUCUUAGAGAGACAAAAGAAAAACUGGUACAAAUGACCAAAGAAACUCAGAUACAGCUUAAAGAUAAAGACUCACAACUGGAGAAUCAGAUCAAACUGCUGAGAGAGAAAGAGACUCUACUGGAGAUCACAGUGAAAGAGGUGGAAAGCAGUAAAAAGCAGCUGGAGACUCUGAGAAAGGAACUGCAGGACAAGAGCAGCAAACUACAGGAGAUGAUGAUCCUACUGGAACAACAGAAAACUGAAGUGAGUGAAAAAGACAAACAGCUUGAAGAGAAGGAGAGACUUCUAAGUGAGAGAAACACACAGCUAAUGGAAAGAGACAAGCAGGUUGAGGAGAAAGACAGACUUCUAGAGGAGAGAAACAAGCAGCUGCAGGAGAGAACAGAUCCAGACUCAGCAGCUCCAGCCAGGAGGAGAAACAGCAAAGAGAUGAAUCCUCCAAGCUUGAGUGGAGAGACUCCAGAAUCUGCAGCACAACUCAAGAGACGAAACAGUAUUGAAGAACUUCCUCAAACAAUGGGUGGAGAAUCUUCUAGUUUGGCCUCUCCAGAGUCAGUUCCUGUAGCAGAGCUCAGGCUGGUGCUGCUGGGGAGGACUGGAUGUGGGAAGAGAGCAGCACAAAACACCAUCCUGGGCAGAGAGGAGAGGAGCCAGGCUGGAGCGUCUACAGUGAGGCAGCAGAGUGAGAGCAGACAGGGGGAGGUGGCUGGGAGGCAGGUGACUGUGGUGGACACUCCUGACUGGUUCUGUCCUGGACUCUCUCUGGAGGAGCUGAGACAGGACGUGGGACUCUGUGUCCGUCUGUCUGCCCCAGGACCCCACGCCUUCCUCCUAGUCAUACCAGUGAAGCAGUCUACAGGAGAGGAGAGAGGCAUGCUGGAGAAAAUGGAGGAGAUUUUUGGAGAGAGAUGUUGGAGGAACACCAUGAUCCUUUUCACUGUGACUGAUGAAGUCCAAGAGAAGAACAUUGAAGAGUUUAUCCAGUCAGGAAACCAGGAGGUCCAGAGACUUGUAGGGAAAUGUGGGAACAGGUUUCACUGUCUCAGCAUUAAGGAGAGUGGAGAUGGUUCUCAAACCUCAGAGCUGCUGGAGAAGAUAGAGAAGAUGGUGGAAGGAAACAGAGAGAAAUUCUACAGCAGUGAGAUCUACCUGGAGACACAAUCUCAGAUCAGAGCUUUGGAGACAAAGAUCAUGAAGGAGAGAGAAGAAAGGAGGGUGAUAGAGGAGAGAGAAAUUAAGGAAAAACUAGAAAAGCAGGUGCAGAAGUCUCUGAGAAAGAUAGAGGGAGCAGUACAAGAGCAUGAAGGAGAGAUAAAACAACUAAAUAACCGAACAACAGAGCUAGAGAGAAGGAUGAAAGAAGAAAAAGAUGAAGAGAAAAGGAGAGAACUGGAACAAGAGCUGGAAAGAGAGUUGAAGCGGAGAACAGAAAUGGAGGAAAAGGUGAAGAAAUUAAAAGAAAAGAGAGAGAGGGAGAGGAGAGAGAUGGAGGAGAGACACAGACAGGAGAUGGAGGAGAUCAGGGUGACGUAUGAAGGAGAAGCCAGAAUGGAGGCAGAGAGGAACCUCAUGAAGAUCAUCCUGCCUGAACUCCAGAGAAACAUUUUGAUAUCAAAGUCAAAGAUGCAGGAAGAGUUCAGCAGACAGAUGGAGGAGAAGGACAGAGAGCUGGAGACACUGAGACUCAGAGUGAGAGAACUUAGUAACACUUUACUGGAGGAGGUUCAUAAAUAUACAGGAGGUGCUGCUCAGGAGCAGAAGGAGGUCAGUAGGAGACUCUCAACAUGCUGAGAGAGCUCCUCUUCUGCUGGACAUACAGACUGGAUAGAACAGUCUGGGUGGGUUUAAACACUGCCUGUUACAGUAAAACUGCUGAUUUUAUGAUUUAUGUACAUACAGUGUUUCUAUUAUUCAGAACACAAGAUGCAGACACUUCUCUAUCAGCGUCUGACACUCUGUGUCAUUAAGUCACAUCAUUUACACUAGUUUAAAGAUUUUGUGAAAGAUGAGAAUCCACUGUUUGUCUAACAGAUCUUGCACAAUCAAUUCUGGACUUCACUAUUUCUAGAACAGUCCAGCAGGUCAUUGUGGAAAUUGGUUUUACUCCAUUAUAUCUGUAACUCAGGCCUUUAUAUUCAGCCUCAGUCACAUUAGUGACUCAAAUGCUGUGAACUGAAACACUGAAACACUAAUAGCACUGAACACUAAUCGGGUAAUUCACUCUGUGAUUGUGUUUUUCAAAACAAUCUUUUGUAAGCUUUGGUUUCAUACUAAUAGGUGCUCUUCUUCAAUGUGCAGUUAAUGCAUUUAUGGAUAUUGCUCAAUGUACUUUUUAAUUAUGUAACAUAAUUUAAACAUGCCAGUUGCAUUGACUACUAUUACAUUCACUAGCAUUACAUUGACUAGUAUAUGUCCUUUUUUCCAUUCACCUCUAAAGUUACCAAAAGGUACUAAAGAUUUUGUUCUGACAGCAAAGAUUGUUAUUGUGUAUACAAUAGAUUAAAGGUUAUUACUUGAAUGUACAUUAAAAGAGUAAAGCAAUACUCUCAUUAGACAGUUUAUAUUCAUGGUGGUAAGGUAUAUUUGAUGAACUAAACAAUAAAAGCACCACAAAUGAAUUCACUAAAAAAUAACUCAAACUAAACACAUCUGAUUAGUUAAUGUUGAAAUGAGUUCUGUUUUUGUUUGAAUGUGUGUGACUGGGCAUACUAUUUUAAUUUGGUAUUAAAACACAUUUAAAACUUC